CUGUGCCUCAGGUUCACCCUACGUGUGGUUUCUCCCAAACAGUCUGGUUUCCAACAAGUUGGUCCUCGUUCGCUGAAAACACACAAGCAGUCAAUCAACGAUGGAAUGCGCACCCUUCGUUUUAAGGCUAACGGUGGAGUGGUCAUCGAAGAGGGCGCCGUUGACAAAGUUAUGAUCGGCCGUCUCAAUGAUAUACUGGACUCUUACCUUGGUGUGCAGGACGACCAGAUGGCACAGUCUCUGUGGGAUCUGGCUAUGUCGUGCGAAACACUCCCUCAAAUGAAUAAAGCUGUCCGAGAAUCAGAAUUAUCCGUGUUUGAAUUUCCUGAAGAACUCGUGUUUGAUAUGUGGGGAGUGAUUGGUGAUUGGCGACGGAGUCAAGCCACGAAAAAGUCGAAGAAGUCGAAAGAUGAAGAUCUCCUCGAAGAUAACGAAGAGCAACCACUGCUUCCGCUUUUCUGA
Messenger RNA from Cooperia oncophora, 462 nucleotides. Lineage: Eukaryota; Metazoa; Nematoda; Chromadorea; Rhabditida; Trichostrongylidae. The record is from the annotation of a GenBank genome assembly.